GAAAUUUGGUUAUUUCUGUGACACCCAACAUUUUUAACAUGAUAACUAGGAAUCUGGGAAGCUGAGGCCCAUUGGGUAGCUAGGAGGGCAAAGGACUGAGCUGAAAAGCCAUACUUCCCUGUCAACGUCCUGUGCUCGUGCCGAGGGGGCAAUGGCGGCUUCCUGUAUCCUCCUACACACUGGACAGAAGAUGUCCCUGAUUGGACUGGGCACCUGGAAGAGAAAGCCUGGCCAGGUAAAAGCAGUUAUUAAGUACGCCUUAAGUAUAGGCUACCACCACAUUGACUGUGCUUCUACGGCAACCAAUGGCAACGAGACUGAGAUUGGGGAAGCCCUGAAGGAGGAUGGGGGACCCGGCAAGCUGGUGCCUCAGGGGGAGCCGUUUGUGACUUCCAAGCUGUGGAACAUGAAUCACCACCCUGAGGAUGUGGAGCCUGCCCUCCGGAAGACACUCGCUGACCUCCAGCUGGAGUAUUGGGACCUGAACCUGAUGCACUGGCCUUAUGCCUUUGAGCGGGUAGUCAACCCCUUUCCUAAGAAUGCUGAUGGGACUAUACGCUAUGACUCCACCCACUACAAGGAGACUUGGAAGGCUCUGGAGGCACCGGUGGCUAAGGGGCCGGUGCGGGCACUGGGCCUGUGCAACCUCAGCAGUCGGCAGAUCAAUCAUGUGCUCGGUGUGGCCUCGGUGCACCACGCUGUUCUGCAGGUGGAAUGCUACCCAUCCCUGGCUCAGAAUGAGCUGGUUGCCCACUGUCAAGCACGCAGCCUGGAGGUGACUGCUUACAGCCCUCUGGGCUCCUCUGAGCGUGCCUGGCGUGACCCUGAUGAGCCUGUCCUGCUUGAGGAGCCAGUAGUCCUGGCACUGGCUGAAAAGCAUGGCCGGUCUCCAGCUCAGAUCUUGCUCAGGAGGCAGGUCCAGCAGAAAGUGAGCUGCAUCCCCAAGACGGUCACACCUUCCCACAUCCUUCAGAACAUCCAGGUGUUUGACUUCACCGUUAGCCUGGAGGAGAUGAAGCAGCUGGAUGCCCUGAAUAAAAAUUUGCUAUUCAUCAUGCCCACGCUUACAGUGGAUGGGAAGAGGGUCCCGAGAGAUACAGGUCACCCCCUUCAGUGACCCAUAUUGAGACCACAGCUUCCUGGCUUCCUUUUCAUCUCUCCAGCU
This is a messenger RNA of Kogia breviceps (pygmy sperm whale), 1165 nucleotides long. Lineage: Eukaryota; Metazoa; Chordata; Mammalia; Artiodactyla; Physeteridae. The record is from RefSeq and is a predicted model, not a curated record.